Myotis brandtii (Brandt's bat) is the source of this 8137-nucleotide messenger RNA. RefSeq names its product ATPase, aminophospholipid transporter (APLT), class I, type 8A, member 1 (gene ATP8A1). Gene Ontology annotation, molecular function: ATP hydrolysis activity; ATPase-coupled intramembrane lipid carrier activity; magnesium ion binding. The record is from RefSeq and is a predicted model, not a curated record. The transcript has 37 exons. Gene Ontology annotation, biological process: phospholipid translocation. NCBI's taxonomy places the organism in Eukaryota, Metazoa, Chordata, Mammalia, Chiroptera, Vespertilionidae. Bases 16 to 3549 code for a protein of 1177 amino acids. Gene Ontology annotation, cellular component: plasma membrane.
UGCCGUGUUAGGAAGAUGAGUAACACGCCACCCGUAGCCUCAGGGAGUUCCCUUUUUGGUAGGGGGAGACUGACUCACAAGCAGGCAGUAAGGAAACGUUCAGGUUAUGAGAAGACCGAUGAUGUUUCAGAGAAGACUUCCCUGGCAGACCAGGAAGAAAUACGCACUAUAUUCAUCAACCAGCCCCAGCUGACCAAGUUCUGCAACAACCACGUCAGCACUGCGAAAUACAACAUCAUCACAUUCCUUCCACGAUUUCUCUACUCUCAGUUCAGAAGAGCCGCCAAUUCAUUCUUUCUCUUUAUUGCACUGCUUCAGCAAAUACCUGAUGUAUCACCAACAGGCCGCUAUACAACACUGGUUCCUCUCUUAUUUAUUUUAGCUGUGGCAGCUGUCAAAGAAAUAAUAGAAGAUAUUAAACGACAUAAAGCUGAUAAUGCUGUGAACAAGAAACAGACACAAGUGUUGAGAAAUGGUGCCUGGGAAAUUGUACACUGGGAAAAGGUGGCAGUAGGGGAAAUAGUGAAAGUGACCAAUGGGGAACAUCUCCCAGCAGAUCUCAUCAGCCUGUCCUCAAGUGAGCCCCAGGCCAUGUGCUACAUUGAAACAUCCAACUUAGAUGGGGAAACAAACCUGAAAAUUAGACAGGGCUUACCAGUAACAGCAGAUAUAAGAGACAUUGACAGUUUGAUGAGAAUUUCUGGCAGAGUUGAGUGUGAAAGUCCAAACAGACAUCUCUACGAUUUUGUUGGAAACAUAAGGCUUGAUGGACAUGGCACUGUGCCCCUGGGAGCAGAUCAGAUUCUUCUUCGAGGCGCCCAGUUAAGAAAUACGCAGUGGGUUCACGGCAUAGUCGUCUACACUGGACAUGACACCAAGCUGAUGCAGAAUUCAACAAGUCCACCACUUAAACUCUCAAAUGUGGAACGAAUUACAAAUGUGCAAAUUUUGAUUUUGUUUUGUAUCUUAAUUGCCAUGUCCCUUAUCUGUUCUGUGGGCUCCGCCAUUUGGAAUCGACGGCAUUCUGGAAAGGACUGGUAUCUCAACCUCAACUAUGGUGGCGCUAAUAAUUUUGGGCUGAAUUUCCUGACCUUCAUCAUCCUUUUCAACAAUCUCAUUCCCAUCAGCUUAUUGGUUACAUUAGAAGUGGUGAAAUUUACCCAGGCAUACUUCAUCAAUUGGGAUCUCGACAUGCACUAUGAGCCCACAGACACUGCUGCUAUGGCUCGGACAUCUAACCUGAAUGAGGAACUCGGCCAGGUAAAAUACAUCUUUUCUGACAAAACUGGAACUCUGACGUGCAAUGUAAUGCAGUUUAAGAAGUGCACCAUAGCUGGAGUUGCUUAUGGCCAUGUCCCUGAGCCUGAGGAUUAUGGCUGCUCUCCUGAUGAAUGGCAGAGCUCACAGUUAGGAGACGAAAAAACAUUUAAUGAUUCAUCAUUGCUGGAAAAUCUCCAAAAUAAUCAUCCAACUGCACCUGUAAUCUGUGAAUUUCUCACCAUGAUGGCAGUCUGUCACACAGCAGUACCAGAGAGAGAAGGUGACAAGCUUAUUUAUCAAGCAGCAUCUCCAGAUGAGGGAGCCUUGGUCAGAGCAGCCAAGCAAUUGAAUUUUGUUUUCACUGGAAGAACACCUGACUCAGUGAUUAUAGAUUCACUGGGGCAAGAAGAAAGAUAUGAAUUGCUCAAUGUCCUGGAGUUCACCAGCACCAGGAAAAGAAUGUCGGUGAUCGUUCGCACUCCAUCCGGGAAGUUACGACUCUACUGCAAAGGAGCUGACACCGUCAUUUAUGACCGACUGGCAGAGACUUCAAAAUACAAAGAAAUUACCCUAAAACAUUUAGAGCAGUUUGCUACAGAAGGGUUAAGAACUUUAUGCUUCGCUGUGGCUGAGAUUUCAGAGAGUGACUUUCAGGAGUGGCGAGCAGUCUACGAGCGCGCGUCCACCGCUGUGCAGAACCGGCCACUCAAGCUCGAGGAGAGCUAUGAGUUAAUCGAAAAGAAUCUUCAGCUACUUGGAGCUACAGCCAUUGAGGAUAAAUUACAAGAUCAAGUGCCUGAAACCAUAGAAAUGCUCAUGAAAGCAGACAUCAAAAUCUGGAUCCUCACCGGGGACAAGCAAGAAACUGCCAUUAACAUUGGACACUCCUGCAAACUUCUGAGGAAGAACAUGGGAAUGAUUGUGAUAAAUGAAGGCUCUCUUGAUGGGACGAGGGAAACCCUCAGCCGUCACUGCACCACGCUUGGCGAUGCUCUUCGGAAGGAGAAUGAUUUUGCACUUAUAAUUGACGGGAAGACCCUCAAGUACGCCUUAACUUUCGGAGUGCGCCACUACUUCCUGGACCUAGCUUUGUCGUGCAAAGCUGUUAUUUGCUGCAGGGUUUCUCCCCUUCAAAAAUCUGAAGUCGUUGAGAUGGUUAAGAAGCAAGUCAAAGUCAUAACACUUGCAAUUGGUGACGGAGCCAAUGAUGUCAGCAUGAUCCAGACGGCACAUGUUGGCGUGGGUAUAAGCGGGAAUGAAGGCCUUCAGGCAGCUAAUUCUUCUGAUUACUCCAUCGCGCAGUUCAAGUAUUUGAAGAAUUUAUUGAUGGUUCACGGUGCCUGGAACUAUAACAGAGUCUCCAAGUGCAUUUUGUACUGCUUCUACAAGAAUAUAGUCCUCUAUAUUAUCGAGAUCUGGUUUGCCUUUGUUAAUGGCUUUUCUGGACAGAUCCUCUUUGAGAGAUGGUGUAUAGGUCUUUAUAAUGUGAUGUUUACAGCAAUGCCUCCCUUAACGCUGGGCAUAUUUGAGAGAUCAUGCAGGAAAGAGAAUAUGUUGAAGUAUCCUGAAUUAUACAAAACGUCUCAGAACGCCCUGGACUUCAACACCAAGGUUUUCUGGGUUCAUUGUUUAAAUGGCCUCUUCCACUCCGUUAUUCUGUUUUGGUUUCCACUAAAAGCCCUUCAGUAUGGUACUGUGUUUGGAAAUGGGAAAACCUCCGACUAUCUGCUGUUGGGCAACUUUGUUUACACGUUUGUGGUGAUAACUGUGUGUUUGAAAGCUGGAUUGGAGACAUCAUAUUGGACAUGGUUCAGCCACGUAGCGAUCUGGGGCAGCAUCGCGCUCUGGGUGGUGUUCUUCGGAAUCUACUCAUCUCUGUGGCCCGCUGUCCCGAUGGCCCCUGACAUGUCAGGAGAGGCAGCCAUGCUGUUCAGUUCCGGCGUCUUUUGGACGGGCCUGUUAUUCAUCCCCGUGGCCUCUUUACUUCUUGAUGUGGUGUACAAGGUUAUCAAGAGGACUGCUUUUAAAACAUUAGUAGAUGAAGUGCAGGAGCUGGAGGCAAAAUCUCAAGACCCAGGAGCAGUCGUGCUUGGGAAAAGCCUCACAGAGAGGGCACAACUGCUCAAGAACGUCUUUAAGAAGAACCACGUAAACUUGUACCGGUCCGAGUCGCUGCAACAAAACCUGCUCCACGGGUAUGCUUUCUCUCAAGAUGAAAAUGGAAUCGUCUCACAGUCAGAAGUGAUUAGGGCCUAUGAUACCACAAAGCAGAGGCCUGAUGAAUGGUGAUGGGGAGGGGCGCCCGGCAGGCUCGCUGUGUCACUGAGGAGCGCUCCCAGGUCUUCACCGGAAUCUGCUGACCAAUUGCAGCCUGGUCCAGGGAGGUGAAAGGUGGAUCUGAGCUCAUGUCGUUGAUUGACAUUCAGAUUCAUGUACAUUAUAGACAUAAGCACUGUGCGAUCUACUGUAACACCAUCUCUUUCAGAUUUUUUAAAGUCUUUGCUAAGUCUUUGUAAAGAGAAAUUGAAAACGACCUUGUAUUUUGCCAGGAGUGCUUUCUUACACUGAGAAUAGGUCAGUAUUCUUAAGCCGUUCUUGUAGGGCUGUAACUGACAAUUUAUUGGUUAUACCACAAAGCGACCAACCAUUAAAAAAAAACUCUAAAAUGGUAAUAAAUGAGAGAGGCUUUUGAUAUUCAGACUUAGAUUUCAGAAUAUGUUGGGGGGGGGAAGCCAGCAUUCUUAAGGAACUGACUCACCUUACUGAACAAAAUUUCUAAACAAGACAUUAAUAAGUGUUUGUGUCAAAAAUUGUCUCGAUAUGUGUUUGCCAAAGAAGUUCAAUAAAUGUAUUUCUCACUCAGUAGUCAUUUGCCCAGAAAUUUGAGAGUUUACCUCCAGUCCUGCUAUAAGAUCUGCAUGCUCGACUUUUCAAAUCUAAGAGUGAUUUGCAAAAAUGAGUAUUUCAAGGCAUUUGCUACUAAAAUCUGUGAUGUUGCACCUUUGGCCUUACAAAUGCUUUUUUCUCGUCUGUCUUGUGUAUUUGUUCAAGUUAGAGUAACGCGUGGUAAUGUGACUCUUGUCGUUACAAUACUGAUUUCUACAACUGUGUUUAUGUCUCAGUCCUUUCUAAUGAGGUUUCAUCAUCAUUUAGACUUUUCUAAAAAUCUGGCUUCUGCUAUAGAUGGAGUGAUUAUCAUUUUGUCUUAAAGUUUUCUCUCUUAAGAAAAAUAUGCUUAUGUAUUCACAUGGGAUUUCUCAUGCUUCUGUCGGGAUGUUUGAAAUACCAUGUCGGACAAACGCAUGGGCUUUUGUCCUGUGAUUUGGUUCUCCCUGUGCGUUCCCACUAGAGACGCCUGCUGUCUUAUGUAGCACACGCUGUGUUAUGCUGACUCCCUGAAACUUAAGGCUGAGAAUUACUUCACAGUUCACUUGUCAAGCAGCUCCCAAAAUUGGUCACAUGCUGCUAAUUGGCACAAAUAAAUAGUACAUUUUCCCCAUUAAAAGAAAAAAAAAUACCUAUGUUACUCAAGCCUUAUAACUUUACCAUCAAAGAACACUUUUCAUCAUGAGCUGGUUUUGUUCAUAUGUUCCAAACUGUAUGUUCAGUUUCAUUAUUUAGAGCAUUUUCAAGGCAUCUGAAAUGCCUGUUUUGCUACCAACAAUAAAUGGUGAAGGGGCUGUUUUAAAACCACAACCAGUUUUCUACACUAUUUUUAAAAUAAUUCUUUCAUUCAGGAAGAACUUAAAAAGGAAUUCUAGUUUUCAGAUACACUUCAGAGAUUGAUGCAAACUUUUUGCCUUUUAUUCCCAAAAAGCCUGUUUGCCUUUAAGUGGACUUACCAGCAAAAUAGGUAGAAAUUCCUCUUAAAAAAGAAAAACAGUAAAUUAGAAUUGAGAAGAGAGGUGAUUUUCCAAAUCACUCCUUGAAUUGAAUAAUUUCACAUUCUCUUCACCCUUUUUCUCAAUCUAGAUUUAAAAUUAGGCAGCACACCUUUCCUUUCCCUGUAUUUUUAGCUAUUUGGUUACAAGCAUGCCUCCCACAUUUUCUACAAAUAAGAGAGGCUGUCACACAUACAUAAUUCUAACCUAAAAGGGGCCAGGAGCUGACAUACUUCACCUCCAAGUCCCUUCCCACUUGGGGUUUAGGUGAAGAGAAUCGUGAAUCAAAACAUCCAGCAAAGCCAUAGGUGUAAGGUCAUCCUCAAAAUUCUGAAGUCACAGGCCUUGACUGUCUACUGAGUGGAUCUAUGAAAGUGGCUUUUCUGGGUCUCCUGACAGUUGAAGUCCAACCACAAAAAUUAAACAAGAAUGACGGACAUCCCUCCAGAGAACACCUCAUAGCAGUUAACAGACACCAGUGGCUUCCACUUGCCCUCACCUCACUGGUGGCAUUCUUCUCCAAAGCUUUAAUAGGAAAACAUGAUGAAUAUAAUAAAACUUAAUGUUAUGCCUUCAGAAAACGAAAAGUUCUAUUUUACCUCGAAACAUGGAUUGUUUCUGUGGAGCUCUUCAAUAUGAGUAGAAUACUCAUGGUUAAUAAUGUAUAGGAUCAUGAUCAGAAAUAGGACUAAUUUAUGCUUCUUUUGUCCCCUGGCCCUGUAUUUGAAUUAUCAAUAUUAAGUCCAUUUUUUUGCUUCUUGGGUGGGAGUGGGGCAGGUUGGGGGGCCGGGGGCAGCAGGGAGUGAUCUCCUUGGUGAAACUUAAAAUAUAACAUUGUGGUGGCAGUGACUUCCUAGUGCUGGAUUAGAGAAAACCCUCUGGUUUUUCCACCUGCAAAGGAGAAAAACCGUCACACGGUUUACCAGGACUACAAUAAACAGUUGAAGUGGCUUUUCACGUGUAUUUUCUGAAAAUAAAGGACACGUACUCUGCCAUGAAAGAGCCCCUUGUAGGGACUCUGGCGAAUGCUAGCACCGUUGCUUUCAAUAUUUACAAUUCAGAAAAUACUACUUACAGCAGAAAAUCCUCAUUCGUUUCGGAUUGAAAAGUUGAAUAGUACACAGUGACCCUGUGCAUGAACUUUCUAAAUGUUUUAUAUAACAUAUAAAAACAUAUUGGUGUCUCACACCCAGAAAGAUGCUAUAUGGUAGAAAUUGCUAGCAGGGAAAUGGUGUUUCUCAGGAAUGUAGUAAGUUUAAAAUGAGAUCUGUGUGCCCACCCUCCCACUCCCCACUCUGUCUGAUGCAAGCCUGCUUCAGCAGGGGCGUGAAGUUAAUGGAAAGCUUCUUCUGAUCAAGUCAGGUGAACUGUAUUCAGCUCAGUAAUAUUAGCCAUUUACAUAAAUUGUGUGGUCAUUCACUAGAAUCAGUGAUUCCUCUUCAUUUCCAGGGAGGAGGGGGUUAAGCAUCUAUUCUGACCCUUACAUUUAUAUUUUAAUUUUGCAAUUCUGCAUCCUGAACAUCCAAUAGGAAAGUCACGGGGUAACUUGUUGGGCAUUGAGUGCACUGUACAUCACUUAUAAUCUGCCAUUUAAAAUGUUCUUUCAGAAAACGAAUGCUAGUCUGAAAGUAAUAGAUUGUAUAUUCGUAGUUUUAAGUUAUUUAUAACAAGGUCAUCAUUAUUACAAAGCAAAAUAAUCGUCAGUGUUUAUUUCUGUGUAGUUGCUCUUGGACGGUUCCUGAUUUUAAAACUUGUAUCAUCCAGUAAGUCUAUAAUCUCAUAGUCAUCUACAAAAUUUAUCAAGAAAAUGCCCACCCCAUUUAAUCAUAUGGGCCAGUCCUAUGAAUUCUUUUUGUCAGUUACUUAAUGUAACAUAACACCAUACAGUUUGUUACCUAAGUAAUGCUUUUUAAUGAUGAAUAUUUCUAUAAUGCCUCUUAAAGAGACCAUAGUCUGAUUUUUCUCGCAUUAAAAUAACUGAAGUCACUUGUGAAACUUAGUUCUACUUUGCUGCAUUUUAAUUAACCUUCAACAGCUAUUAAAAUGGAAUGUAAGUUAAAUUUUAAAGGAAAGGAAAUAAAUGUUUUUCAUUUUCCAUCUUGAUUUAUUUUCUGUAUGAGAGCAGCUGUGUUUUUGAUAGGUUUAUGGUUUGCAUGAAUUAAUAUUUAAAGUGGUUCAGGCCAAUGCAUGGCUAUUGCUGUAAAUCUUGAUGUUUAUUUUUCCUUUUAAAAUUCUAUCAUGGCUUACCUGGAAUUUAAUAUUCAGUGGACAAAUUAAUUGGUCUGCUGCACAACUUUUUUUAAUAAGUAAAUUAUUUUAUAAACAAAUUUGAACAAAUUUAAUUGAAACUUUUGUUUAGCUGGCCUCGGAGAAUCUCUUAAUAAAGCUCACAAAACUCAGCAAAUAAAUCUCCCUUAAGUAGGAAAAAAGCUAAAUUUCAUACUUGCUUACUCUGAAUUAACAGCAACUUUCCAUAGGUAAAUCUGCUCUUGCAAAGAUGUGAGCAGAAUAUUAAAAAUAAUAAUAAAUAUUUUUAUGUUUCUUGGUUCUAGAAUAGAAGCCAUAACUGCCGUAAAUACUAUUUCUUCUUGUUUUACUACUUGAAACUUCAUUUUUCACAUUUUCAAGUUUAUUAGGUUAAAAAAAAAAACAGGCAGCCUUGCAAGGCAGCUACUAUGGAAAAUUGCAGUUUGCAUUAGUGAUAAAAUUGCAUUUUCAGCCCCAUGAAAAGCCAUUCCUGCCGAAACUGCUGUAGAAAUUGUGAAGCUGCAUGAGUGGAGAGUGUUGAAUCUGUGGUCAUAGUAGUUUUCUCAGGUUUGUUUAUGUCGAUGUUCAAUGCACUGUGUUUUAUAAAUAGUUACUAAGUUGAGUAAUAACCCGUUCUAUGCAGUGUUACGUGUCAUUGGCCUUUUGUGAAUGUGCAUGUUUUAAACUGCAAAUUUUAAACAUUUUGUCCUCUAAUUGUUAUUAAAAAUGAAAUAAACUUUACCAUUACA